Molecule: messenger RNA, 2706 nt
Organism: Moneuplotes crassus
Lineage: Eukaryota; Ciliophora; Spirotrichea; Euplotida; Euplotidae
Source: the annotation of a GenBank genome assembly
UUUCAAACAUAAAAUGCGGCAAAGUUCUGAAUUUUACCUGAAUGCAGCCAGGAAGCAGCAGGACCUGAUCUCUGGGCUGAAGAAUUCCUCCAGCACUUCCUUGCUCGAUAAUUUCGGAGAUAAGAUAAAGAAAACAUCAGGGAAUAAUUUCAGCUUUAAUAAGAAGAAGGGCAGCCAAGUUGAAUUUGCAUUACCAAGUUUUGACGAACAGAUUGAGCAGAUUCAUCCUUAUAAGAAUAUUACGAAAGGAAAGCCAUUUGAGUAUGAUUCGAAUUAUGAUACGAAGAAGAUCCUUGGUGAAGCAAGAUAUCGGCUCUCCAACAAGAAUAGUUCUAGAGAGGACAUUGACCAGUCAGAUACCAGUGAUGAUAACCAGAUGGGAACUUUUACUAGUCUUGACCAGCUUAAGUUUAUUAACAGUCAAAUUAAGGACUCUAAGGAUAGGCUAGAAGGUCUUAAAUCCAAGCAGGACGAGCUUAUGACUGAGAUAAAAGAAUGGUCGGAAAAAUAGAAAAUUUGACGAACAAGAGAUUUCUUUUAAGAGACAACUCUCUGACUGUCUGAACGAAAAGGCUGACGUUAAAGAACAACUUGAGCUUAAAGAGCAAGCUUAUAAUAACCAGCUUGAUAAAAUGCACCAAGAGUUAGAAAAUUUACAACAAAUUAUUAAGGAAAAACAAGAAAAUGAAGAUGAGCAGGAGAUCAGUAAGCUCAAGGAGUCUAGGAAGCUCUUCACGGAUAAUCUCAAACAGAUCAAAGAGGUCUAUGGGCAAUGCUACGAGCAAUUCCAGAUGGGCAAUGAAGACAAACUUGCCAAGAUGAUCACUCGAGUAGACCUAGUAGCAGAAAUUGAAGAAUAUGAAGAAAUCAUCGAAAAUAUGAUUAAUUACAACUCAAAUUAUUCCAAAGAGGAGAUUGAAUUUGUAAUGAAGAAUAUCCAAAAUUUGACCCUCCAAGAUCUGAAACAAUUUGUGCAGAGAUACAAACAAAAGCUCAUCAGCACAGAAGACGACGAAGAGGACUCUAUCAUUGAAGAGUUUGGCCAAAUGAGAAUUUCUAUGUUCCUGAAAGACGUAUGCAAGAGUUUAAAGAAUGAGGUCCAAAAGAACCAAGACCUUGAAGCCUCUCUGCUAAGUGAAGGCGACUUUAAAGCUCAAAAUGACAUAGUUGACAGACUUGAGGAGCUUGAGGCAAUUACUACUGCUCGAAUUCCAGUCCUUUCAGAUGAAGAAGUGAUUCUAAACAUCCAACAAAUCUGUGACUCUCUGGAUAUUAAAAUAAAUCUCUCUGAGCAGACAAAGUGUAUUCUUAAAAAAUCCAGAAAAUGCUUCCUUGCUAUUAAGUUUAAGCUAUCUGAAAUAAAAAUUGAAAUCGAAAAGACUGAGGAAUGCCUCAACAGAAAUAUCCAGGGCUCUAAUAUAAUCGUAUCAAACCAGGAAAUUCUAGUUUCAACAAUGAGUGAUCUCCAAAUCUCAAAAUUAGAGGUGGAAGGAAGUAUCAGAGAAGUUGAUGGAUCCAUCGAUGAUCAUCAGGCCAAGCUCGAGCAGGACUACCUUCUUACAAACAACGGAGAUCCUUGACUUUGAAUCUCAAUGGAGGAACUCCUUCAAAGACUUGAAGACAUGAGCAUGAAGAUUAUAUCUUUUGAAGAAGAAUUCCAAAGAGAGAAAGAAGACGAUCAGAGAAAAGCAGAGCUAGAUGAGCUAGAGCAAGAGCUUAGAGACAAAAUUGAUCAUCUUCAAAAAUAAGAAGAAGGACGACCGUAUUUACAUGCUUGAGAAAGCAAACGAGCUUGAUUCCAUCCGCCAAGAGAUGGAGAAAGAGUAUUAUAAAAAUCUCAACCUGUCAAAGCAGAAGAAGAUACUUAAAAGGACAAGUGUUAAUAGGCCAAAGGAGUUGAGGCCUGAUCUUUUUAAGUCAAUUGACCGGAACGAGAGUUACAGGUCCAAGCAAAACCAAAGUUCUAUUGAUCUAGACACAAAGAUUGAUAUCAGAGAUAUUGAGAAUACCGACCCAAAUAUAGAGCAGAAAUUUGAAGAUUCCUCAGUGAAUGUAAUUUUUCAAUCCCCUGUGAUGAAAGAGGAUAACCAAAGAAGAGCUAAGCUGAAAGACCCAAGAAUAGAAUCAAAGGCAUUCAAGCUGAAGAAUCCUGAUAAUUAUCAGCUCAAGAAAACUGUGCAAAGAUCUUUCUCAAAAGGAGGGAGCCGAUCCAGCCAAGUCAUGAACCCUCUCACUGAUUCUUACGACUUACAGAUGAAUAAUUUAGAGAGAUAUGCAUCUGUUGGGAAUUUUAAUAAGAAGCCUAAAAUUAAAAAGAAGAAGAUCCGAAAUAGCUUCCGUUAUAUGACAUCAUCUAAUUCUAAUAGAGGAGGGAAGAACCUCAAAGAUUCUUCUAUUAAUAGAGUGUUGACUGAAGUAAACUCUGAGUCCCAAAUUGGGAAAAUACCUUAUGGUGAUCAUCAAAAAUCAACAAAAAUGCUAAUAGAUUGUCUAGUAAAACAGCUAAAUCCUAUCACUGCUUAUAUCUCAAACCCUAAUAGCUCCAAAAACAAAGAUAUUGAGGAGUCAGAGCGGAGUAGGAAUGAUGAGGGUUCUAUUUUCUUAGAUAUUCAGGAGAAACGGAAGGGGAGUCACAACUACAACCACCUCACUUGCACAUCAAAUGUACGAACCCAGAGCAGGCAAUAUAUUAAUUUUAACACAUAA